UCAUUUCUGAACAAAAAGACAAACGUUUGAGAAUUUCAGAAUGUCGGACGAAGAUUUCGAAGGUCUCACUGAGGAAGAGCUCAACCAGCUCGCCGACGAACUGAAGGACGAGUCCGCGCCCUCCCAUCCGCGCGGCGCUUCAUCAUCGUCGUCAUCGUCUGCGCCACGUCGUCCAACUGCAGCGGCGUCGUCGUCGUCGUCGUCGUCGUCGUCGUCGUCGUCGUCGUCGUCGUCGGGCGUCGAUUCGUCGAGCUACAAUCCCGACCAACUCAAGAAAUUCAUGCUUUCGCAAGCCGAGAGCACGCCCGACGUGAAGGAGAAAAUCCCGUAUCGCACACCCACCAAGUCCGCUACUUCAUCCACAACGUCGUCGCCGGCAUUCAGCAAGCAGCCACCGGUUGCCACUGAAUCCGCGGCUGCAUCCAAGGCACGCGCCGCGAUUGAUGCCGAUGACGAGCUCCUUGUCGCGCUCACCGGCCAGUCCGAGGCGGAUUUGCUCAAAAUGGCCGAGGAGCUGAAUGAAGAGGAUCGUGAGCGCGGCCGUGUUGUCCGUCCGAUUGUUGCAGCUGGCCCUGCUGGCAGCCGUAGCAGUGGCAACAGCAACAGCAACAGCGGCAUCGGCAUGCCCUCUGUUGUGGUUGCAACUCAAGUCGAUCGUCCGCGCGAUGACGGCGUCAAUUCCGUCGACUUGGACCAGACCCUGAAGCGUGUCGAGUCCAACGAUUCGACGCUCACCGCCAUCAACCUCAACAACCAUCCCGACCUGACGGUGGAGCGUGCUGCCGCGUUUGCCCGAGCUCUUGGUGGCAACACGCAUAUCAUUGACGUCAAGAUGUCCAAUGCGCACGUUUCGGAUGCUGUUGCUCACGAUCUGAUUGACUCGCUCAAGACCAACUCGACCAUUCAAGUGCUGCACCUCGAAACCAACCAAAUCUCGGGCAAAGUGAUCAAGCAAAUGAUUGCGGCGAUUGUGGACAACAAGACCUUGAUCGAGCUCAAGCUGACCAACCAGACGAACAGCAUUGGCGACAGCUACGAAAUGGAAAUUGCUCGUUUGAUUGAUGGCAAUGACACCAUUCGCAAGCUUUCUCUCUCAUGCCGCAGCGUUGCCGCUCGCAACAGCAUCGAGAAGGUGGCAUCGCGAAACAGCGAAGCAGCUCGCAAGCGUCGUGUUGCCGCCGGCAAGAAGUAACACAAGAAGGAACUUGGCUUUUGUUUGUUUUCAGUUACAAUCGUGAAGCAGACGCUUGCCAUGCUUCUCGUGCUCAUGAGUCAUUCAUUAAAUCAAUCCAUCGCAACAUACUCGUCUCGAUACGUGGCCACCAAAACCAG
Molecule: messenger RNA, 1332 nt
Organism: Capsaspora owczarzaki ATCC 30864
Lineage: Eukaryota; Filasterea; Ministeriida; Capsasporidae
Exons: 7
Coding region: 41-1192 (383 amino acids)
Biological process (GO): pointed-end actin filament capping
Molecular function (GO): tropomyosin binding
Source: RefSeq, a predicted model, not a curated record